Theobroma cacao (cacao) is the source of this 1145-nucleotide messenger RNA. RefSeq names its product temperature-induced lipocalin (gene TIL). Gene Ontology annotation, biological process: lipid metabolic process; response to reactive oxygen species. Lineage: Eukaryota; Viridiplantae; Streptophyta; Magnoliopsida; Malvales; Malvaceae. The record is from RefSeq and is a predicted model, not a curated record. Gene Ontology annotation, cellular component: cytoplasm.
UACUCCUUUUCUUCCUCCUUAAGUUUGCUUCUUUGCAAUCUCCACAUCACCCAAACCUGUUUCCUCUUCCCAUAGAUGGGACGGCCUAGAAGCUUCCAUGUGGAUCUGGUGGUUAAAACCAGACAUAAGCACACAUGUAGGGCCCUUAGUCCUCCACGUCUCACUUGAGAAUCUCCAUUGCACCAAACGUUUUUUCCUAUAUUACCUUAUCAAGAAUCAACAAAAAGCAGAUUACGAACCGUCUUGAACCCCAACCAAAAUCUCUCCUCUCUCGCGAUCUAAAACAGGAACCCGGAACAAUGUCCCAGAAACCAAUGGAAGUGGUAAAGCAUUUGGACAUCAACAGAUACAUGGGAAGGUGGUACGAGAUCGCCUCAUUCCCGUCGAGGUUUCAGCCUAGGGGUGGGGUGAAUACGAGGGCUACCUACACUCUGAGAGAAGAUGGAACUGUCCAUGUGCUUAAUGAGACUUUCACUGAUGGCAAAAGAGGGUAUAUAGAAGGCACUGCCUACAAGGCUGAUCCCAAGAGUGAUGAGGCAAAGCUGAAAGUCAAAUUCUAUGUUCCCCCAUUCUUGCCCAUCAUUCCUGUUGUGGGGGAUUACUGGGUUUUGUUCAUUGAUGAUGAUUAUCAGUAUGCUCUCAUUGGUCAGCCUAGCAGGAAGUAUCUCUGGAUUUUAUGCAGGCAGCCACAUAUGGAUGAUGAAAUCUACAAUCAGCUGGUGCAGAAGGCCAAAGACGAGGGCUAUGAUGUGAGCACACUGCACAAGACCCCACAAAGUGAUCCUCCACCAGAAGGAGAGGAGACCCCCAAGGACACCAAAGGAAUAUGGUGGAUCAAAUCCAUUUUUGGAAAGUAGGACUCAGUAUGAAUAUGACAACCUUAUGGUUUAGUAUAAAUAUGCAAAUAAAAUAUUGGGUCAAAACCCAGUUUGAAGCAUAGGGCCUGCAGUCGAAUCCUAUCUCUUUCUUUGUUACAUGUAAAUAAUAGGGUCUGUGAACUCAUCUUAUAGCUGUAUGCAAGUUUGGUUUGGUGUGUAGGGUGAAGCAUGAUGGGGAGGAUUGUAAGACUUGGACACGACAGAUAAAUUAAUUUUGUUUGUUGGAAUCCAAUGAUGAACAGCUGAAUAUCUGGGUGCAGUCUUGAA